This is a messenger RNA of Cladophialophora immunda, 4236 nucleotides long. RefSeq lists its product as uncharacterized. Gene Ontology annotation, biological process: septin ring organization; establishment of cell polarity. Bases 735 to 3578 code for a protein of 947 amino acids. Gene Ontology annotation, cellular component: mating projection tip; cytoplasm; nucleus. Gene Ontology annotation, molecular function: guanyl-nucleotide exchange factor activity; protein binding. Lineage: Eukaryota; Fungi; Ascomycota; Eurotiomycetes; Chaetothyriales; Herpotrichiellaceae. The transcript has 3 exons. The record is from RefSeq and is a predicted model, not a curated record.
UCCACACACCUCAUUUUCUCUUCUCCCACUGGAGCAGAAAUCCCGCCACAACAAGCCGACGUCUGCACAUCCGCACAUCACUCGUACGCCACAGAGAGACACAACUUGACUGUCUGUGUCUCUUGGAUCUCAUUGAUUUGAUUGCCCGUACUGCUGUACGCCUGGACGCUAUCGAAUCUGGGAAAUCCUCCCUGGGGGCUGUCCCUCUUGUCGCGCUUCCAUCCCUUGCUCACACCCCAUUGAUUGGCUCUCUUUGCACCGCUGCCACCAACCACACCUCUCCCUUGCUACCGCCGCCAUUGAUUGAAUUGAUCAACAGCCAACAAUAGCAACCACACGCUGGCCCGCGAGCCUCGUACCAUCCCGCCUCCUUCGUUCGCUCUGUCCUUGUCCUAUCGCUGUCGCCUGUCUAUCUGUGGAACCUGGGGAAGAAACUGUCAACUCGCCCUGCGUUGGUGAUAUCCCUCGUUAUCGUCCUCGGCGCUGGUCCGCUCCUUGUUACCCCCUCGAGGCUUCCCUAGAUCUCGCUCACGAUCUCUACUCCCAACUUCGCCACGCGCCUUUCAGGCAUCCCCCGUUCAACCCGAAACAUCCUCCUUUUGCCUUCGUCACGAUAUCGACUGCUCGAGUCUUCUUUUACCAGAUAAUUUGCUUCGAUCAAUGCGCUGACAACUUUGCCUUCGAAUCAGGCACGACUUACCCUGUUCUAAGCGACACAAAGUGCCUGAGCGAUCAUGUUGGCAUCUCCGCAGACUAUGAACGGUGACCAUGGCCCAAUGUUGGACAAAAACAACAUUAUAAAUGUAAGAGAUGGGGAAUCGCUCUACCAAAUAUGUAUCAAACUUCGGCGACGCUUGUCCGGUGUGCCUGGGUUCCGCCCGUACCUCGAGGAAAUGGAAGAGCGCGAGGCCGAUGGUUUGACCGAUCCGGUGUCUUCCCUGUGGCAGUGUUUCAGAAGCGGCCUACCGCUGCUCACCAUCUAUAAUGCUUCCAACCCGGAAGAAGGCGACCUUACUGUUGAUACAAGUCGGCCGGACAGAGUAGGCAAGGAAGCAGCAUUUCUGUUCAUCAAAUCAUGCAUGCAACAGAUGAACAUUCCGGCAGCUGACACCUUCACUGUGACCGAUCUGUAUAGCGACAAUACCACUGGAUUUGUGAAGGUCACAAAACUGGUGAACCGGGUGCUGGACAUGCUGAAGUUGAGCGGCAAACUCCACCCAUCAACGGACAGUGAAGAUUCUCGCGACGGGACGGACGCCGCAUCCAACGCUCCAGAGCAGACCCCAAAGACAAUGACCCGACGACAAUAUAUCCUAAGGGAACUUGUGGAGACGGAGAGACAGUAUGUUCAUCAUUUGCAAAAUUUGCAAGCGUUGAAGAAGGAACUGGAAGAAGUAGGCGCCCUGACUGGGGAUGCCAUCCACAACAUUUUCCUCAACCUUAACAAUCUAUUGGACUUUGCGCAACGAUUUUUGAUUCGGAUCGAACAACAAAACGAAAUGCCAGAAGAGCAACAGAAUUGGGGUCGACUUUUUGUUCACUACAGGGAUCCUUUCCGACAGUACGAGCCUUUCAUUGCCAACCAGAGGAGAUGCGAAGCCACCUGCCAACAGGAAUGGGACAAAAUGGUUGCGACCGCAAGAUCCCCAUUGACGCAACAGAUGCUCGCGAACCCCACAAUUCUCAACGGAUUUCUCCUCAAGCCCUUCCAGAGGCUGACGAAAUAUCCUCUCCUGCUGAAGGACCUGCUUAAUCAAAUAGAAGACCCUACCCUCAAGUCCGAUCUGACCAGUGCCAUUGCCAUCAUUCAAGAUGUGCUCAUGCAGGCGGAUGCUUCCAUCGACAAGGAAACUCGAGAUGACGCCCUUCAAGAUCUACAAGAGCGGAUAGACGACUGGAAACAAUUGCAAAUUGCGGCCCUUGGCGAGCUUCUCCUGCUUGGAACGUUUAGUGUCAUGAAAGAGAGCGCCAUUCGAUCAGACGAGAAAGAAUAUCAUAUCUACCUCUUCAGCCGGAUUUUGGUCAUGUGCAAAGAUGUCAAUGCCAACAAACCGAAGAACAGGCUGGCGAACAACAAACCGGCACUCAGUCUACGCGGCAAGCCCAAGAUGAACUUGAAAGGACGGAUCUAUUUUGCCAAUGUCACCCAAGUCAUCCCUACGACAAGUCCCGGAAAUUAUUGCCUACAGAUUUCAUGGAAAGGCGAAUCAGGGAUCGAGACGUUCAACAUCAAAUUCAAAAACGACGACACACUGCAAAAGUGGCACAACUUGAUUGAGACUCAACGGUCGGCAUGCAUGCUAGAGUCGAAGACAAGAGGCAUUUCGGAAACUCAUCUCCUUUCCUUGCAGGGAGCGAACCUAGAAAAUCCAUAUCUCGCUCAGGAUGAGGACGACGAUUACAACAGACUUUCCAGCACAACUUAUGGUGGAACUGAUGUAAAUGGAUAUUCCGAAUUCAGCAUGAGCAGAAACGCCUCAAGUACGAGUCUUCGGUCACGGUCCGCCACGGGAGGCAGCGGAGGCAGUGGUCCCCAAAUGUCAGCUAACCGCAUGCGAGUGCCGACUGGCGAAAUAGGGGCACUUUCACUGAACACUCGAGGACUUCCCACAGCGUCUCCGCAAGAAUUCAACGGCGGCUCAUAUUUCUCUCCCAUUGACCGGGAUACGCCGCCGGGGUCAUCAAUGUCGGCUCGCUCGAGUUCACAAUCUGCCUUUGCGGGAUAUCACCGAGGGACUACUCCAGUGGGCGGGGGCAUGCACCCUCCAGAGUCACAUCGAAACACUGCUCCCGCCAUGGCUCGAAACCCCAACGGCCAAACAAGUGGAAAUCCAUAUCUGGCCAACGGCCGAAGUCGAGGACAGUCAUCUGGCCCAGGAAUGCCGGUACCUCGCAUGCGAUCUGCGAGCAGUCCUGAUGUGCACCCAAUGGUUCAACAAAGUCGCAAGUACACUUCGACCGAGCAUGUCCCAACCGUACCACCUAUACCCGCUCAUAUGGCCAAACAGAUGGCUCCUCCAAGCAGGAGUCAGAACAAUUCACCUAUUAACGCACCUCCCUCACGAGGAGGCACUCCACAUCAACAAUUUGGGCUGCCCUCUGCGCCGCGCCCUGCCAUGCCAGGUCACGGUUAUAGUUAUGAUCCAUCGUAUAACAUUGAUCCUAGGCGACCUGGACAUGCACCCUCACUCUCGCAAGGUCGGGCUUUCUCGCCUCCGGUAUCGUCGCCCUCGAGCGAUGGUGAACCGUAUAUCCCCAGUCAACUCAAAGCCAAAGUCUGCUUCGAUGAGAACUAUGUCUCGAUGAUCAUCGCCAGCAACAUUCAGUUCAGAUCGUUGGCCGAUCGUAUCGACGCGAAGCUAGCACGGUUCACGAAUCAUUCUAUUGCUUCCGGGUCUGUUCGGUUGCGCUACCGCGACGAGGAUGGCGAUUUCAUUCUUAUCGACAGUGACGAGGCGGUUCAUGAAGCUUUGCUAGACUGGCGUGAGACGCAUGCUGCGAAUUCGGCGAAUCCGCAAAACGCAGAGCUGUUGUUGUUUGCACAUGCUACCCAUGGCGAGUCCAUAGUGAAUGGUUGAAAUAAGAGCAAGAUUCUGCAACGUGCAAAAUCCGACAGCUCAAGUCUUCGACCAGAAGUAGCCUCUUCGAAGUCGAGGAGUUUGCCAAUCCUGUUUACAGCAAACGGCCGAGGUCACUAUAAGGCAGCAGCGCCUCAUUCUCAUACAGGCAUCUAUACACCCUCCUGAGGAGAUUGACAUGCCGGGCCGACUAAUCACAUCCCUAGGAACAGGGCCAAGAGUACAUUGAGACGAGCUAUGAUGUGACGGGUUAUGAUGUUGGAUAUGGUUAAGGAACAAGGGAAUGAAGGGAGUACAGAGGAACGGCGAUGCGGCUGCGAAUUAAAGAUAUUGAAGUCCAGUGGAGGACAAGAGGUGGCGCAUGUGCAUAGGAGUGAGAUUACUCAAUAUCUCUAUCGAUACCUGUUGUCAGAAAUUGGCAAUAUAUUAUCAUCGUCUCCUUUGUUGCCCAGAGAGGAUAUAAGCUGAAUACUUCUGAAUUGGUGUCACCAGGUGUGGUUCAGAUGAGGUCAUAUGUAUGUUCAUAAAAUCCCGUCGCCAUCCAGCAAGUUGACAAGCCUUACCUGCAAGGACCUGCUGGGGUCUCAAGGGGUGGCCGAUGCCCUUCACAUACUUGUAUUCUGUAUAGUGUUUGCUAAGAUAAGACCGAAGGUUCGAG